Bradysia coprophila is the source of this 1831-nucleotide messenger RNA. Its product is annotated as transmembrane protein 26. Lineage: Eukaryota; Metazoa; Arthropoda; Insecta; Diptera; Sciaridae. The record is from RefSeq and is a predicted model, not a curated record.
CUUCUGCUGAAUAAAACAAAUGGUAAGACAUGUUUAUGUUUCAUUUGCUUUGCACCCAACUACACCAACUAAGUCAAUCCAACUAUUUGAUUUCAGUUCAUUCAAAUGGCGAUCAGUGUAACCUAGUUAUUUGAAUAGUAGAUAUUGUGAAUUCAUACGACCAAUCAUCGAGUAUCUGAUAGUAAACGUUAAAAAGAAAGAAAAAGAAAAUGUAAAAAGGAAAAAUCAAAUUAACCGAAAGGAAAACAAGUGAGAAAAUUCCGAAAAAUCCUUUGUCCUAGUACCAAGUGCGCAAAUUAUGGCCAAGCUAAUUGCUACUAUUAAAGCCAUAAUUACUCGAGUGCUGUUCGGUACACACGGUUUCAUAGCGAUAUGGCAAGUGGCUAGGAAUAAAGACAAUCCCGUCUAUUGGUAUUUGUGUGCACCGAUUGGUCUAUUGGUAUUGGAAGGAUUAUUUACGUUGGCAAUAAAAAAGAACCAGGAAUGGCGAUGGUUCUGUCCUUCAGUAUUCAUUUACCUGAGCAGUGUGGUGCCGGCAAUCUGGCUUUUAGAAUUGGACAAAAUUGAACGAAGAUUACGCUUCCAGGAAGAGACAGGAAAUCUCAAUCUAACUGCAAUCGACUUAAAGAAAUUGGACAAAUUGCUCGGCGUUCAAAUCAAAUUGCCCGACAUUCAAGUGGAUCCAUCAACAUGGAUUACGUUAAUCGAACAAUUUUUGAUGCUUGUACUCAUCGUCGGUAGAUGGAUGUUACCGAAAGGUGACUUGACUAGAGAUCAAUUGAGUCAGCUGUUGUUGGUGUACAUUGGCACAGCGGCGGAUAUAAUUGAAUUCUUUGAUUCGUACAAAGACAAUACCAUUGCAAGUGAAGCUUUGCUGGUAUUUUUAACGUUGGGCAUAUGGUCGUGGAGCCUCCUUCAAUUUACGAUUGUUUUGUCAGCAACGAGAUCGAGGAAACCACGAGGAGGAUCAAGCUCGAAAGAUCUUGAAGCUGAAUCAAAUGAUUGCUGUGGCGGCUGCUGUUGUUCAAUCGACGUAUGGGGUAUAACUUUGAAUAUUCUAUUACAAGAUGCACCAUUUUUAGCAUUUCGUCUUUUGAUCAUCAUUCACUAUCGCAUAAUCAGCUACAUGAACGUCUUCUUCACGUGCAAAAAUACUCUCGUAAUUUUACUGCAACUCUAUCGUCUUUACGUGGUUCACACGGAAAACAGAAAAGCGAAUAAGAAGAAAAUGCUUGCUGAACGGGACCGAUCGAAGAAGCGAAAUGAACUGAACGAAAUGAACCAGUUCAACGAUAUCUACAUCAUUUCAAGCGGAAAAUUUGAUAAGAAAAAGCAUAAGAGAAACACCAUUGCGGACAUCAGUGAUAAUGAAAAUAGACGCCGGCGCAAAACACACGGAAAAUCGAAUACCGCACCACCGAACACGUCAUCAACAUCAACACGCAAAGAUACGGGCUACUCUACGGCCAGUUCACAAGCAUCACACUCGUCAAACGAUGAUCGACACAAAACGGUUCAUCACCAUCAAUCAAAAGACAGUACCAAGAGCCGGUCCAAAGAGAAACGACACAGUUCAAAGGAAAAGCGUUCCAAGGAACCGGAAUCCGACCGGCGUAGUGGAAAAAAGCGGAAAAGUCAUCGAAAGAAGCAUUCGUCUUCGGAAGAGAUAAGAAAAUCGAAAAGUUGCAAAGAAGUAGAGGCAUUUACUGAAGAAUCAUCAGAUUCAAGCGAUAGCUCCACUAAAUAUGAAGUUGUUCACGAGAAGAAGCAGCAUAAACGAGACAAAAAUAAAAAGAAAAUGUCGACAUCAAGUUCGUAUUCGUCGGAGUAG